Molecule: messenger RNA, 5051 nt
Organism: Durio zibethinus
Lineage: Eukaryota; Viridiplantae; Streptophyta; Magnoliopsida; Malvales; Malvaceae
Source: RefSeq, a predicted model, not a curated record
CUAACAUCCAUCAUUUUGAGAUAGGUUUAUUCUUUAAUAUUACACUCCUAUACCUAGAUUUACAAAGAAACCAUUCUCUUCCAUUUUUCUUUCUAGCCGCCUCACCUACCCCUACUUCAAUUCUGUCCCCUUCUUCUUCCUUUGGUCUUUUCUUGGUUUCCACCGCCGCUCUCCAUCGAGCAACACCUCUUCCUUUGUCUUUCAUUUUUCAUCGCCCAAUGACCAUUUGUUUCUUUUCUUCUUAGCCGAGACUCAAAAUCUCCGGUGCCAAUUGUUAAAUUUUAACUUAUUUUCUAGAUUUUUUUUCUUUUCUUUUAUAAUACCCUUAAAAUUUUAUUUUUUUUGAAGAGAUUCUGCAGUUUGGCUUUUGAAACUUUCGGUACGGUAGUGAGAAAAUAAAGUGCAGAAAAAAAAAAAAAGAACAUGAUAAAAGUUGAAGAAGAUAUGUUAAAGUAAGGUUGGUGACGAGCAAACCUUCUACCAGUCGAAAUCAAUAAGUUUCUCGAAACAACCCAGAAUUAUCCGAAACAUCCAAAAUCAACCGUAAUUGUCCGAUAUUAUUAUUGGUACAAAAAGUUUCUUAAAUUUGCAGCGUUUCGACUGAUACAUCAAAAACGAAAUUUAUAAUUAGUUAAAAAGCAAACUGCAACAUUGAUAGAUUAGCUUUUCAUUAGGUAUAAGUUUAGGGUGUGGGGAGAUUUUUUAUUUCAUGAUUAAAAUAAAUUGUAAAUUUUUGAAAAAAUUUAUAUUAAAUUUACAUAUCGUCCAUUAAAAAACUAUAAAUCUCUUACUAAAAGGAAUCGCUAAUAGAGACACUCAAACCUAUACCUUAAAAUCGAAAUAUUCUAAUUUUACCAACUAAUCCUAUCUAUGUUGGCCUUUUGCUUUGGCUUGUCUCUAGGCUUUUUUUUUCUUUUUUUUUCUAAGCGAAGAAGUUUGAUCAUUGAUUAUUAACCAAGGUUGUUUUAAGGAAGUUACAGUGAUACUGGUUAAAGACUUAAACAAGUUCAUCUUUUGUUUUCGCAUGUUAAUGUUUUUCUUUGGAGUUUAUCUUAUAGGUUUCCAAAGUUCCCGAGGAAAAAGUAUUGACUUUUGAUACGGUGAGUCAAUGCUUGAGGUAUUCCCUGCAAACACUAUAAAUUUCAUCGUUUUCUUGAGAUUGAAGCAAAUUUAUCUAUUGUUCAGAAAAGAUCCUUGGUCCCGUCACUAAAAUGUCUAAAUUAGCCCGGACAUUCUCCCAUAUUCACUUUAAGCUCCUCCUCCUUGCUCUAAGCCUUAGCCAAGUAAACUCCCAAUCACAUGCUGACCAAGAACAAGCCGUCUUACUUAAACUAAAAACAUACUGGCAGAACCCGCCGUCCAUCAGCCAUUUGGCACAAUCAUUAAACUCUUCCUCCCAUUGUAGCUGGCCUGAAAUUACCUGCCUCAACAACUCUGUUGUCGAGUUAUCUCUCAAAAACAAGACCAUCAACAAAACAAUCCCAUCAUUCAUUUGUGACCUCCAGAACCUUAAAGUCAUUGAUCUUAAUUACAACAACAUCCCAGGUGAAUUUCCAAAAACACUUUAUAAUUGUUCCAAACUUGAGUACCUGGACCUCUCUCAAAACUAUUUUGUUGGCACUAUCCCUGAUGACAUUGUCAGCCUAGGUCAGCUCCAGUACUUGAACCUUAUGGCUAAUAAUUUUUCUGGUCACAUUCCAGCAUCCAUUGGAAGGUUACAAGAGCUAAAGAGUCUUCUGCUUUGUGUAAACCAGUUCAAUGGUUCUUUCCCCACAGAAAUUGGCAACUUGUCUAAACUUGACUUUUUGGGAUUGGCAUAUAAUAGGAAAUUCCAGCCAGCCAAGUUGCCUUCCAGUUUCAAGCAACUGAAGAAGCUGAGGACAUUAUGGAUGAGUGAAGCAAAUUUAAUUGGUGAAAUCCCCGACAUGGUUGGAGAUAUGACAGCUCUCGAGGUAUUGGAUUUAUCUAGCAAUGAACUAAGGGGAAAAAUCCCAACUUCUUUAUUCUUGUUAAGGAAUUUGAAGGAGAUCUAUCUUUUCAGCAACAACUUAUCCGGAGAGAUUCCUCAAGUAAUUGAAGCUUCCAACCUGACAGCAAUGGAUCUUUCUGGAAACAACCUGAAUGGAAGAAUCCCAAGUGAUGUUGGGAAACUAGAAGGGUUAUCGGGUUUAGUUCUGUUUUUCAAUCAACUGUCAGGUGAAAUUCCAGAAAGCAUUGGACGAAUCUCAACACUAACAGAUGUUAGAUUGUUCGGCAACAACUUGUCAGGCACUCUGCCUCCAGAUUUUGGUCGAUAUUCAAUGCUCGAGAGGUUCGAGGUUUCUUCUAACAAGCUUACAGGGAAGUUGCCUGAACAUUUAUGCUAUGGAGGUAAGUUGCUAGGAGUUGUUGCUUUUGAUAACAAUCUCACAGGCGAAUUGCCAAAAUCACUUGGUAAUUGUGGCAGCUUAACAAUUGUCGAUAUCAGCGGUAAUGGUCUUAAAGGGAGCAUUCCUAGUGGUCUAUGGAUAUCGUUGAACUUACAAAUGUUGAUGAUAAGUGAUAACAAUUUUACAGGUGAGCUUCCCAAAAAAGUCUCACAAUCUCUUUCUCGACUUGAGAUCAGUAGCAACAAGUUUUUUGGACAAAUUCCCGAUGAGGUGAACUCAUGGAAGAGCCUAGUUGUAUUCAAGGCUAGUAAUAACCUCCUUAACGGUACAAUUCCUACAGCAUUGACAGCUCUUCCCUUUCUUACUACUCUUUUGCUUGAUCAAAACCAACUACAUGGCUUCCUUCCGUCAGCUAUAAUCUCAUGGAGGUCGCUUAAUUCUCUAAAUCUUAGUCAAAAUAAACUUUCUGGACCAAUUCCAGAGGAGAUUGGUUUCCUACCAAGCCUUCUUGAAUUAGAUUUGUCGAGAAACCAAAUUUCUGGCCUAAUUCCUCCUAACCUUGGCCUUCUGAGGCUCACUUUGCUCAACCUUUCUUCAAAUCUUCUCAUUGGCAGUAUCCCAAAGCAGUUUGAAAAUACUGCAUAUUCCAAUAGUUUCCUUAACAAUCCUGGUCUCUGUGCUAGUUCUCCACACAUAAACCUUGAAAACUGUCGUUCACCUAAAAAAUCUAGCAUACAUUCUCCACAAAAUACUGCCAGGAUUUCAGGUUCUGCGAUAGGAUUAUUUGUCUUGAUUUUGGCUUUUUCAUUUUUCAUGAUUAAGCUUUGUCCGAAGAGAAAGCAACCGAGGCAUGGAUCGGAGCCAAAAUGGGAGUACACCCGUUUCGAAGAUAUAACGUUUACAGAAGCACAAAUUUUGCCAGAAUUGAUAGAAGAAAACAAGAUUGGAAGUGGAGGAUCAGGAAAUGUAUACCGUGUUGAUUUAAUUUGUUCGGACAGCGUUGUUGCUGCUAAAGUCAUUUCGAAUAAUAAAAAGCUGGAGCACACACUUGAAACACAAUUUCGGGCUGAAGUUGGGAUAUUGGGUAGAAUUAGACAUUUGAACGUAGUAAAGUUGAUAUGUUGUCUUUCAAGUGAGACUAAAAAUGUUUUGGUUUAUGAAUAUGUGGAAAAUCGUAGCCUAGACCUUUGGCUCCAUAAGCAUCAAGCAGCAACUGUUUCUAGUUCAACAAAAAAUGUUAUCCUAGAUUGGCCUAGGAGGUUGCAUGUUGCAAUUGGGGCUGCCCAGGGACUCUGCUACAUGCAUCAUGACUGCUCACCACCCAUUAUUCACCGAGAUGUGAAAUCCAGCAACAUUUUAUUAGAUUCUGAGUUCAAUGCUAAAAUUGCUGAUUUUGGUCUUGCUAAGCUAUCAAGCAAGCAAGGAGAAGAAACUAUAACAGUUUCUGCUGUUGCUGGCUCCUGUGGCUACAUAGCUCCCGAAUACGCUCGGACAACAAGAAUAAAUGAGAAGAUUGAUGUUUAUAGCUUUGGAGUAGUUCUUUUGGAGCUAACGACAGGAAGAGAAGCUAACCAUGGAGAUGAGAACAGAUCGCUUGCAGAGUGGGCUCAGCAUUACUUUCAGGAUGACAACUCAAUAGUGGACGCAUUAGAUGAGGAGAUCAAGGAAGAUUGUUACUUGGAUCAAAUGUACAAUGUCUUUAAAGUUGGAAUCCAAUGUACCACAACAUUACCUUCAAGAAGACCUUGCAUGAGGAAAGUUCUGCAAAUGCUAGUCCAAAGCAGGCAUUCUUGUAAUUAUGAGUACAAGAAUGCUGAAAAUGACUCAGAUUCCAGAAUUUGAAAAUGAUGUUGAUUUGGUGUGGCAUGAAUCCAAGGUCUUCAUGAGAAGAAAAAGUUUCUCGUAGGUCACCCUCAUUGCAUUGUUGUGACCAGCUGAGCACACUUGGACUACAGAGUUCCAGUGGAAUGAAAGCAAACAAUGGAGAUGAGAAUAUGAAAAGGGCUUGGCCAUUACGUUAGAGAAGGACUGGGGAAUGGUCUGAUGAAUUUCGUUGGGCAAAACUGAAGCUGAAAGGCAAAUCUCCAAGACUUUUCUUGAUAGGAAUGAUGGGAAGAGGUGAGAAUGAACAACUUGUUAAACUAAUAGUUAAAAUUCAUAACAACUUUCCUACUUUGUAGCUUAAACAUUUGAUAAAAUUUUUCAUUUUUAUCUCUUUCCAUCCUUCCAAUUAAGCAAAGCCUAAAUGAGUUUAUACUCAGGAUAGCAUGGAGCACAUUUAUAUAAUUCAUCGAAAGCUGCAGCUGUCACGAAUUUAAGGAAGUGUCCUGAAUCCCACAUCGAACAUAAUAAGAGAUAUAUAAAGACUGAUUUGAAACGCCGGAUGAGUGGAUGCGGGGAUCUCGAACCGCACGAGUUCGAAGCUUAAAUCUCGGCCCGUGACAAGUGGUAUCAGAGCCAACCCUAUACCCGUUCGAUUCACGCCAAGCACCUUGAGGGAGGUAGGUAGGAUGGUCAGCUUCCGUGACAAGGACGAGAUUGGGUGAGGAAGAAUGUCAUGGACCUAAAGAAGAGUCCUGAAUCCUACAUCGAACAUAAUAGGAGGGUCACUAGAGUAUAUAAAGGUUCACACCAUCUCUUCCUAUCUCUUCCUUGUGAGAGACCUUUUGUAGGGGUUCACAC